This is a messenger RNA of Cuscuta campestris, 3041 nucleotides long. The record is from the annotation of a GenBank genome assembly. Lineage: Eukaryota; Viridiplantae; Streptophyta; Magnoliopsida; Solanales; Convolvulaceae.
CUACUCCGUAAUAAUCAUCUACUCUUUCUUUCUUUUCUUGUGCUUGCCCUUUCUUUCUCUCCACUUCCCUGUGAAGUAACUAAUAAACACAAGCCGCCUUUCUGCGGUCUUAUUGGCCUCUACCUUCCAUCUUCUCUGGAAUUAAACUACUGUAUAUAAACGGAGUACUCAUCGAUCCCUAUAUUAAUUGCUUUUUGGUAGAUAAUCCGGAAAUCAAGCUAGCUAGCAAGCUCCAUCUGCUCUCAAAGGCGGAGUGUAGAGGGAUCAGAUCAGAUCCGGAAAUGGCACAACUGCUCCUCCAUGGAACGCUUCAUGUCUCUGUGUACGAGGUUGACAGGCUCAAGUCGGAUCUCCUCCACAACUUUUUUCACAAGGUAGUGGGAGGACUGGAAAGCGUUGUGGGCUUCAACAAGGCUGGUUCCAGAUUAUAUGCCACCAUUGAUCUUGAAAGAGCAAGGGUUGGUCGAACCAGGCUUCUUGACGAUCACAAAAAUCCCAGAUGGUACGAGUCUUUCCACAUCUACUCUGCCCACAUGGCUUCCAAUGUUGUUUUCUCUGUCAAGGUGGACAACCCCAUUGGAGCCGAGCUGAUCGGCCGUGCCUAUUUCCCCGUCGGAAGGCUCCUUGACGGGGAUGAAGUCGACGAGUGGCUCCCACUCUUGGACACCAAUCGCAACCCCAUAAACGGGCAUUCUAAGAUUCACGUGAAGCUCCAGUUCUUCGAUGUUGGCAGAGAGCUCUUUUGGGGCCGCGGUCUUAGAGCUGGACGGUUUCCGGGGGUACCCUACACGUUCUUUACCCAGCGAAAAGGUUGUAUGGUGACCCUAUACCAGGAUGCUCACGUUCCAGAUGAGUUUGUGCCCAGGAUUCCUCUCGCGGGGGGAAAGUUCUAUGAGCCACACCGCUGUUGGGAGGACAUAUUCGACGCGAUCACCAAUGCCAGGCACUUGAUUUACAUAACCGGGUGGUCCGUGUAUACGGAGAUCACAUUGGUGAGGGAUCCCAGGAGGCCUAAACCCGGGGGUGACAUCACUCUCGGGGAAUUGCUGAAGAGAAAAGCCAGUGAAGGGGUGAGGGUGUUGAUGCUUGUCUGGGAUGACAGGACUUCUGUGGGGUUGUUGAAGAAGGAUGGGCUAAUGGCGACUCACGACGAAGAGACUUGGAAUUACUUCAAGGAGAGUGAAGUCCACUGUGUGCUGUGUCCCAGGAACCCUGAUGAUGGAAGGAGCAUCAUUCAGGACAUUGAGAUUGGGACCAUGUUCACACACCAUCAAAAGAUUGUGGUGGUCGAUGGAGAAAUGCCGGAUGGAAACGCCGAGAGGAGGAGGAUUGUGAGUUUCGUGGGAGGGAUUGACCUCUGCGACGGGCGCUACGAUUCCCCAUUUCACCCCCUCUUUAGGACACUGAACACAGCCCACCGUGAUGAUUUCCACCAGCCCAACUUUGAAGGCGCCUCCAUUAGGAAGGGCGGGCCGAGGGAGCCCUGGCACGAUAUCCAUUCACGUUUGGAAGGGCCCGCGGCUUGGGACGUGCUCUUCAAUUUCGAGCAAAGAUGGAGGAAACAAGGGGGUGAAGGCUUGCUCGUCGAUUUGAGAGGUCUUGAGGGCAUAUUCAUCCCCCCUUCGCCGGUAACCUACCCAGACGAUCAAGAAACGUGGAACGUUCAGGUCUUCAGGUCCAUCGACGGUGGUGCCGCUUUCGGUUUCCCGGAUGCACCGGAGGACGCCGCGAAAUCUGGCCUUGUGAGUGGGAAGGACAACAUCAUUGACAGAAGCAUUCAGGACGCGUACAUCCAUGCCAUUCGCCGCGCGAAACGGUUCAUCUACAUAGAGAACCAGUACUUCUUGGGGAGCUCGUUCUCUUGGUUCUCAGACGACAUCAAGGAUGAAUCCAUCAACGCGUUGCACCUCGUGCCGAAAGAGCUGUCGCUGAAGAUCGCGAGCAAGAUUGAAGCCGGGGAGAGGUUCACGGUCUACAUCGUGGUCCCCAUGUGGCCAGAGGGGUACCCAGAGAGCGCCUCGGUGCAGGCAAUUCUUGACUGGCAGAGGAGGACCAUGCAGAUGAUGUACACGGACAUAGUUCAAGCACUCAAAGCGAAAGGGAUUGUCGCGGACCCAAAGGACUACUUGAGUUUCUUCUGCCUUGGCAAUAGGGAAACCAAGAAAGGCGACGAAUACGUGCCUUCUGAGAAACCUGACAACGACACAGACUACAGCAGAGCUCAGGAAGCCCGGAGAUUCAUGAUAUAUGUUCACGCUAAGAUGAUGAUAGUGGAUGAUGAGUACAUAAUCGUUGGAUCAGCAAACAUAAACCAGCGAUCAAUGGACGGAGCGCGGGACUCAGAAAUAGCAAUGGGAGCGUACCAGCCACACCACCUGUCAGUGACGCAGCCAGCCCGCGGGCAGGUCCACGGGUUCCGGAUGGCAUUGUGGUACGAGCAUCUGGGAGUGCUGAACGACGGGUUUGAGCAUCCGGAGAGCAUUGAAUGCAUUGGGAUGGUGAACCAAAUGGCCCAAAAGAACUGGAACCUGUACUCGGGUGAGGAGGCGUUGGAACACGACCUGCCGGGCCAUCUCCUUAGUUACCCCAUUGGCGUUACUGAAAAUGGAGAGGUCACCGAGCUGCCUGGCUUUGAAUGUUUCCCGGAUACUAAGGCGCGAGUGCUCGGAACCAAAUCCAGCUAUCUCCCCCCAAUUCUCACCGUUUAAACACCCAAGAAUUGUUCUCAGAUUUCCUGCCUGAGGUGGAAAUUAAAAGGGUAUCUGUUAUGGUCUAAUUAUGCUAUGUGUUAGCUGGAGGUUUUUAUACUUCUUGUGUGUUUCUGUGUACGGAGUAUAUAGUUUGAGUGGAUGGUUUGCUCCGAGUAUGAAAUAAGCAUCUCUUAAAGUUACACUUCAGAGCAUUUGAGUGAAUAAUUCUAACUGCAGAUUAUACUUUUCGGGAUGUAUCUCUUGAGAGCAUUUUGGACUGGGUUUUGCUUGCUGUAUCUUUCUUUCUAAAUAUUACGUGUUUUUUUUGGGUGCUUUCUGCUUUUGAUGUUU